Molecule: messenger RNA, 522 nt
Organism: Lachnellula hyalina
Lineage: Eukaryota; Fungi; Ascomycota; Leotiomycetes; Helotiales; Lachnaceae
Exons: 2
Coding region: 1-522 (173 amino acids)
Source: RefSeq, a predicted model, not a curated record
AUGUCUGCAACUCUGCUUCCUUCCUACUGUUGUUAUGGUUUCUUCGGCGCCGUCGAUGGCACUCACCUUUCCCAUCACCUCUUCUACUGGCCCAAGUACCCAGUCCAUGUUUCUGGUCCUUUCUCCAACGAAAGCGAUCUCAUCAAAGGUUUUGCUGCGAAGUCACGCUUGAAUGCUGAGGACAAUGACCGUAUUUCGUACCUGGCCAAUUUCUAUGAAGAACAGCUCAUGGUUUCUCUGGCAGUUGAAGGCAGAGCGCCAGUUUUCACCCAUUGCGAUUUGCAGCGGAAGAAUAUUCUGGUUGAGGAGGUGCAAGGGACGGCCAAAGACGAAAAGGACUUCCGCAUCUCGUUGGUUGAUUGGGAAUCGGCGGGCUGGUAUCCUGUGUACUGGGAGUACUUCGUUGCCUUUAUCUCGCUCAAAUGGGACGACGAUUGGUGCAGCAAGUUUGCGCAGGCUGUCGAUGCGUGGCCAGCUGAAGCUGGUAUGAUGAAGAUAGUAUAUCAGGAUUUGUGGCUGUGA